GUCAUUUCAAACAAAAGCAUUCGUACCGCAACAAAAUAUUUUUUUUUUAAUUUUACUAUUUGAGAGAUUGCCUAACGAGAUACUCAAAAAUGGUUGGUCUAGACACAGACCACAACCGGGACGACGAAUGCGACAACAUUGGAUUGGGAUGUGCUUUAGAGCACUUUUCAGAGAUAGAAGAUGUGUUAAACAUGAUUGAUAAUGUGAAAAAUAUAUAUAAUACACCAGCUUUAGAAGUAGAGUAUGAUAGACUGUAUGCAAUUUUGAAGCAAUACUAUGAACAACCACAUCUACUUGAUCCCCAUUUGGACAAGAUGUUAUCGAAAUUUCUGAGCCUUAUUAAGGAUAAAGACUCUCCGUUUGAGUUGAAGCAUGCUACAUUUAACUAUAUGUAUCAAAUUAUCAGAGUAAGAGGGUACAAGAUUGUCAUAAGACAUCUUCCACAUGAGGUGUCAGAUCUUCUAACAGUAUUAACAUUUCUGGAGGCUCAGGAUCCUAAAGACAAGGAGACAUGGAGAAGUAGAUUUGUGUUGUUGUUGUGGCUCUCUAUAGUUGUGAUCAUUCCCUUCCACAUGAGUCGGCUUGAUGGGUUCGCACCUGGACAACCAGAUACUGCUGAAGGAUCAAAGAAACUGACUGUAAUGGAGAGAAUUUUCAAUAUCUGCAAGACUUAUGCUAUGAGUAAGGACUCAUGUGCCGAAGCCAGUGCUUACUUAGCUUCCAAGUUUCUUAUAAGAUCUGAUGUAAAAGAACUGUACAUGGGUGCAUUUUUUGACUGGGCCUGUGAUCUACAUUCCAAUAUACAAGAAGAGGAAACUAUUCACUAUGGUGUGCUAGCCGCAGUUGCAGCUGUACUCAAACAUGGCAAGAGAGAUGAUCUCCUACCACUAGCUCCCAAACUCCUGUCUUGGGUCACCAACCAGAAUUAUCAGCAGCACAAGGCUAUGCUGGUCAGGAAGUAUGGUGUGAAGAUCGUGCAGAGAAUAGGUCUGACAUUCCUCCGUCCGCGCGUUGUAUCGUGGCGUUACACUCGUGGUUCCCGCUCGCUGGCUGUAACUCUCGGCGGUGGGGCUGCGGCCGCUGGGGAUACUGAACCCAUCACUUCUCCACCUGAUGAUGAUGACCAAGAUAUCCCUCAGGAGGUAGAAGAUGUAGUGGAAUUGCUAUUAUGUUCCCUGCGCGACGAUGACACAGUGGUGCGAUGGUCGGCAGCCAAAGGAGUGGGCCGCAUCGGGGCGCGGCUCCCGGCGCUCGCGGCCGCCGACGUCUGUGACAGUGUACUCUCGUUAUUUGCCGAAAACGAACGAGAGAGCGCUUGGCAUGGAGGAUGUAUGGCCUUGGCUGAGCUAGCUCGUCGCGGCUUACUAUCCCCGUCGCAAGUGGGGCAGGGUAUAGCCAGCGUGGUGAGUGCCCUGCGUCGGGACGAGGCGCGCGCGGCGGCGGGGGGCGGCGGCGGGGGCCGCGCCGCGCAGGACUCCGCCUGCCACGCCGCCUGGGCCUUCGCACGAGCAUACGACGCGGCCGCACUCGCGCCUUAUGCAAACCCCCUGGCUUUUGCACUCAUCAGUACUGCUUGUUUUGAUAGAGAGAUAAAUUGUCGCCGCGCCGCUUCUGCCGCUUACCAAGAAAACGUAGGUCGUCACGGCAUGUUCCCACACGGUAUCGACGUACUCACUACGGCAGACUUUCAGUCUGUAGGUCCUAGGAACAAUGCCUACCUAGUGAUAGCCCCACAAGUGGCCUCAUACCCCGAGUACACUCAACCACUCAUAGACCACCUCGUGGAACUGAAGGUUGAACAUUGGGACUGUGCAAUCAGAGAAAUUGCUGCUAAAGCGCUUAAUAAGUUGACUGAUAAGAUACCGGAUUACGUAGCAACGGUUGUGUUACCGAAAUUGGUAAAAAAGACUGAAUCCAUCGACCUGAACGUUAGGCAUGGAGCCAUCUUAGCUAUCGGCGAAUCCAUUUAUGCUCUCUCUCAAGCUAAGUUGCCGAAUGGUAAGACAGCCGACUCCCUGAUAUCGGAGGAAGUGUGUGUGUCGGUGCGGGGCCUGGUGGCGGGGCUGCGGGCCCGGCAACAGUUCCGCGGCCUCGGCGGGGAACUCAUGCGGCAGGCCUGCUGUCACUGCAUCGCUUCCCUGUCUCUGGCUAACCAGCCGUACCAUGGACAUGCUAUUAUUGACGAAUGGCUGAAUCUCAUUGAAGAAUGCUUAUCCCACGAAGUGCAAGCUAUAAGAGAAAAAGCUAUACACGCGCUACCUCUGGUGUUCGACACCUAUUUGCGCGAUGAUAACCUAAAGUACGGCGAGCUGACUUCUAAGGAGAAACGUAAACAACUGAUGGAGAAGUAUUGUGAACAGCUCACCAACACGGGGGUCAAUGGAUUGGUGCUGAGGAUGGGGUACGCUAGGGCUGUUGGCUCCCUACCAAAGUUCGUGCUAACCGAACACCUUUCAUUGGUAAUUAAGUCUCUGAUCAACUGUACCAAGGUGACAGACGGGACUCAGAAAUGGGCCGAGGCGAGACGUGACGCAGUGGUUGGACUCACUGAGGUGUGCCAGACACAGGGCAUUGUGGGGGGAGUGCGGGAUUAUGUCGGAGGGAUCGUGGAGGCAUUGCUCGACUGUCUGUCUGAAUAUACUAUCGAUAUGAGGGGAGAUAUCGGCGCUUGGGUGCGAGAGGCUAGUAUGACUGGUCUGCUAUCAAUCAGUCGGCAGUGCGCGGUAGAGGCGCCCGAGUUGAACAGUCCGGCGUUAGUGUCGGCCAUCAUGUGUGGAGUGGCCCAGCAAGCUGUGGAGAAGAUUGACCGGACCAGGGCACACGCUGGAAGGAUCUUCACCUCGCUCAUAUACAAUGACCCACCAAUCACGAACAUUCCCCACCACGAUGCUUUGAAACGCAUAUUUCCUUGUGAAGAAGUGGAACUGAAGCCUCCAGCAAAAGAAGUGGAGGAAGACCAAACAACGACCAGUGAGAACACCAACGUUGUACUGUGGCUCUUCCCUGGACAUACAAUGCCCAGAUUCGUGCAACUGUUGAAUUACCCGGACUAUCGGUACAAUGUUAUCAAGGGAUUAGUUGUCAGCGGAGGAGAGUUGACUGAGAGCUUGGUAAAACAUACAACUCAGUCCCUAUAUGCUUACCUCAACACUUUGCACGAUAACAAAGAAAUGUUGAAGUCUAUCUGCGACACGAUCAUCAAAGUAUUUGCUGAUAACCUCCAUGUCAAGAGGAUAACGGGACCUAUGUUCAAUUUCUUGGAUCGCUUGUUGAGUUCAGGCUCCAUAUCACCGAUACUAGAGGACCCUGAAUCGACGUUUGCUAUGGACAUACUGAAGCAUUUACAACUAGAACUUCGAGGUGGAAAGAACAUAUACAAGCUCUUAGAUUCUAUCAACGUUUUAUGUCAGCUUAUUCAGGUGGGUGGAGUAGUAUGCAGUAGAUCACUAGGGCAGCUAGUGAUCUACCUGUGCUACGCGGACCGCUAUGUGCGACGCUGCGCCGCGGCCAGACUGUACGAGGCGCUCACACUCUACGGGGACGUAUGCUCCGUGCCGCAGGAUAAUAUAGACCAGAUAAUGUCAGUGCUCGCAGAAACGGACUGGGAAAGAGAAGUAGCAGAACUAAGACCUAUAAGGAACGAACUCUGUGACCUCAUGGAUAUAAAGAGGCCGGUUAUGAAGCAAAAGACGGGAGCAUAAGAUUUUAUAGAAAGUUUUUAUAUUGUAGCACUUACUAACGCUUUGUAUAGCUUUAUUGUAUGAAGGAAUUGCAUUAGAGACCCGAUUGUACGAACUUGCCCAGACCUAAUAAGGCGUGCUGAUAAUCCUAGGGUUCUUGUGAGAGGAAAAAGGCCCAAUCUUCCUCCCUCGCUAUAAGGUCGGUAACGCACUUGUAUCUCAUCUGUGUUGUGGCUGGUUGCUUACCAUCAAUUGAUCGGCUUUCUGGUUAAUCCCCCCCCCCCCACCUAUUUUCCACAAAAAGUCUUGUUUACAGGACUUGUUAAAGAAAUAUAU
Messenger RNA from Spodoptera exigua (beet armyworm), 4016 nucleotides. Lineage: Eukaryota; Metazoa; Arthropoda; Insecta; Lepidoptera; Noctuidae. The record is from the annotation of a GenBank genome assembly.